Molecule: messenger RNA, 2974 nt
Organism: Geodia barretti
Lineage: Eukaryota; Metazoa; Porifera; Demospongiae; Tetractinellida; Geodiidae
Source: the annotation of a GenBank genome assembly
CUAACCCUUUGAUUCCUCUUAUUCAUUUUUUAACCUCCCUAUUGUCUCCCUCCUUCCUCCUACCCUUCUCCUCUCACUGUCGUUUACCCCUCUUGUCUCUCCUCACCCUCCCUCCCUCCUCCCCCCUCCCUUCUCCCCUCUCUCCAGGUUGGAGCUCAACUACCACUAUGAAGAAGGGGUGUGUCUUCCUCGCAGCACAAUCUACGAACACUACGUCGACUUCUGUGAGAGACAGAACAUCCAACCCGUCAUCAAUGCCGCAAGCUUUGGAAAGUUGAUCAGGCAGCAGUUCUCUUCCCUCACCACCAGAAGACUGGGCACCAGAGGAAAAUCCAAAUACCACUACUUUGGAUUGGGUAUCAAGCCCACAUCUCUCUACUACAAUGAAGAGUAUUUAAUGAGACAGAAAGAAGGGGUGUCCAGGAAGGAACCUGACUCCAAGAAGGUCCAUCCAGUGUACCCCAAGGAGAACCCGAGUGCUGUUCUCCCACCAUUCCCUGACAUCAACCAACUCAAACUACAGCAGGAGGUCCCCAAAGACAAGUUGACCACAUUCAUGGUGAUGUACCGCACCCACUGUCAGAGGAUCCUGGACAGUGUGUCUCGUGCCAACUUCAAUGAGGUGGAAGAUUUCCUGCUCCACUUCUGGGCAGGCCAUGCCUCAUCACCUCCUCCCGGUCAUGGCCAGUACUGUGGUCGGUGACCUGGUGGCUCUCUGUGAUACUAUCCUCUACUCAGUCAUUUCCUCCGUUCUCAUCAUCUCCCCUGUCCAGAGCUUCCCUGAGAGGCUCCACAAGAUGUCCAUAAAGUUCUGUGGCCAGCGGGACCGUGCGACACUGCACUGGAUGGUCUCCCUGAGACCCUCAGAGCACACCAAACAAAAGACUGCAACGACCUUGUGAAGACUCUCAGAGGCAGAUUGCCAUCAUGGAACUGGCCAAGGCGACCCGGAAGGCCCUCCAGAGAGAGGACCAGCUGUCUCAGCUGUUCAGAGACUGGAAGUCUGGACAUGCACGCAGUCCUGGCCCACGUCCUGUUUGCCAUCAGCCACUGAGUAUCCCUUCCUCCUCCCUGCAUAUAUCAUCCCCGAGUUUGCGGGACAGUUGUGGAGCUCCUGGAGGACAAGACUAGUGUGGAGGACUUUGUAGAGUGGGGCAGUCCAUCCUUCACACCACUGUCAAGCAAUGUAGAGGCACUAAUGAGGGGGACCUCCUCCAAGUGAGCAAGAUGUUUAUCCUCACGUGGAAACUCUUCACCUCCAAGAUCAGCCGGGAGAUCACGCUCCAGAACGCCCCGAGUUUCGGUACGUUUCACCUGAUCCACAUGUUGAUGGAUGACUACCUCCUAUACCUCCUGGAGUCAGAGCUGGAGAAACAACAGCAGAGAAACUUCCAGAGGAAGAUACUUCUCCUCAGAGAUGGUGAAGAGGAGCCACUAUCAGAGGCUCAAGUUCCACCAGUAGUGGGAAACCAACAGCGUCCCUCUCUCCAUCCACCACCACCUGCAGUUGCAGGAGGAGCAGUAAGAGGAGGAGGAGGAGGAGGAGGAGGAGGAGGAGUAAGGGUCCACUCUUCUCCUCUCCCUCACCUUGAUGAGCAACUCAACACCAUCUAUCUCAGUAAUGCUGGCAUUACAGGUCACACUUCGUUCAACCCACUGGCCACGCCUCCACAACAGACAACGCUGGAAUCUCCUCCACGCAGCUCGUCAGCCAGAUCCAUCUCCCCUCUCCACACUGGAGCACAGGAUUCCCUCUCCAGGGGUGGAGUGGGGGGAGGGAGAGGAGGGGAGGGAGGGGGAUGUUUAGGAGGAGGAGGUUCGCGGUCACUGCCUGAGAGUCCACUGCUUGAUCCUGGACACCCUCCUCACCCUCUCACCUCCCAACAGAUUGCCAGUACGCCACCCUCCGCCUCUUCCUCUCCCUCCCUCCCUCUCCCAGCCCCUCCCUCCCACACAUCCUCCCUCCUCCCUCCCUCCAAUCUCCCUCUCGGCACCACCCCCCUCUCUGCAUUCCCCGUCCUCUCCCAACCCCUUCCACCUCCCCCUCUCCCCUCCCUCUCCCUCUCCUCCUCCCUCCCCUCACACCAUCCCACCAGCUCCAACCCCGGAAUGACACACUUUGUACAGGGGCUUCAGGCACUCAAUCAGCACCAAUCAUCUUCAAUUCCCUUCUCUAACCACCUCGCUACGGCCAGCACUCGAUUUGGAACUUCCUUCACGAGUGUCGCAGGCUCACUCCCUAAUCAUGCCCCUUCUCUACCACUCCUACCAACCUUAUACCCCUAUGGUCCAUAUGGGGGGGUGGGUGGCGUUCCGGUCGUCCAGAGUGGUCCCGUUAGUGUUGGAGUGAUGGGGGGUGGUCCGGUCAACUAUGGUAGUGGUCCGCCAGGUGUCCUCCCUGCUGGGCCAUUUCCCUCUCACUCUCUAAUGCCCACCUACUCUUCCUACAUCUCUCCAAACAUGUAUCCAGGCAACCAGAUCAACACCACGCCCCCUUCCAGCUAACUUUUGCAGCACACGAUAAAUCGCCUGCCACGAUAAAAAAAUUAUUCUAUUUUUCACCGUUUUUGCAGGUGCAUUUUUCACAACCGCACAAAUUUUGAAUUCAGUUUGUAAAAUAAUAUUUAUGCCAUCUUGCGGUCAGUGGUGAAAUGCGUCCAAUUCAGAGAAAAUGAUACCACAUAAAGAGAAACACUAAUUUUCAGUUUUGUAUGACACCUUUAACACAACAUGCGUUAGUGAUGUGCAUUAAAAAAAUUAUAUACACUUAUUAUGGUAUGUACACGUAUACAUCAUGACCAGCUUUAUCUUGGGCCCUAUUGUAUAUCACUGAGUGUAGUUCCACAUGCUAUAUUAUAACACACAUCGUAACCCAAAACCCUAUCAUGGGACAUUUUCCAUUUAAACCCCGUUCUUAUAAAAACAUUUUAGCAGUUCCUUCAGAGUUUGUAUUCUAUUGGCAAGCAAAGCAUAC